Messenger RNA from Raphanus sativus (radish), 2396 nucleotides. RefSeq lists its product as uncharacterized. The coding region runs from base 1 to 2292 and encodes 763 amino acids. The record is from RefSeq and is a predicted model, not a curated record. The transcript is spliced from 3 exons. NCBI's taxonomy places the organism in Eukaryota, Viridiplantae, Streptophyta, Magnoliopsida, Brassicales, Brassicaceae.
AUGAGAUCUCUUCACCACAUCCUUGCUGUGGAAGUCAAGUCCCAACAUGACUCUCUCAACGCACGCUUCGAUAGGCUCGAGUCGAUGAUGUUCCAACACGGUUCUCCUCUACGAGCCUCUGGCUAUCAGCAGAGACCUACCUACGGUCCUCUGACUUCUCGCCUCUCGAAGAUCGUCUUCCCUGCUUUCGACGGUACAGAUCUACGCGACUGGUUGUCUAAAUGCGAACAGUUCUUUGACAUAGAUGGAACUCCCCAAGAGAUAAAGGUCCGCUUGGCUGCUAUGCAUCUCACCGGCAAGGCUACGCAGUGGCACCACAACUAUAUGAGUACUCGGUAUGGCUUGUUUCCUUCCUGGCCCGAAUACAUCAUAGCUAUCUCUGCUCGUUUUUGCGAACUGUUUGAUGAUCCUCUUGCUGAGUUAGUUGCGCUCAAACAAGACUCUGACUUGAUCGCCACGUUUCAUGACAAGUUCGAAACUGCGCGAAUGCGUUUUGUCCUCCUUGAAGCUCACGCCCUUAGCAUCUUCUUGGCCAACAUGAACCCCCACCUAUCACUUCACACUCGUCAGUUCGAAGUGACAACCAUAGCCGGCGCUGCCAAGAUCGCUAUGCUACAUGAGUCUUCCCUUUCCCACACACCCUACCGCCAAAACAGAGCCCCCUUCAAUCCUUCUUCUUCCCAACGCCCUUACCAAAAAACCCACCAAACAACCCCUCUCCUCAAACCAAAUGAACCCACAAACACCCAAAAACCUAACUUUAUUCCCUGCAACCCCUCAGACAAACCUCCCCGCAAAUAUUCCUACCAAGAGAUGCAAGAUCGACGCUCCAAGGGCUUAUGUAUGUUAUGUGAUGAACCCUUCACUCCUGGACAUCAACUAAAACACAAGUGUUCUCAGAUCUACGUCAUGGAAGGCGAUGAAAUAGAUUCUGGCUCAGACGAUAGCCCCUCUGACACUGAGCACGAGACAACGCUGCCUGCUGCUGCUGAGACACUUGAUCAAACUGAGACUCCAGUGAUCUCCAUCAACGCCAUCAAUGGCUCUACUUCAUACAACUGUAUGCGCUUGGUGGGACACUUUGGCCAGCACAAGCUUCAUAUACUUGUAGAUCCUGGCAGUACUCAUAACUUUCUGGAUAUCUCCAUAGCGAACCAGAUUGGCUGUCAGCUUGAACCUACCAAACCGAUAUUCGUUAAAGCCGCUACCGGUGAUACACCCCACACCAACAACAAGUGUUCAGCUUUCACUUGGACUGUGCAAGGCUCUGCCUUUACAACUGAGAUCAGGACAGUUCCUCUUGACUGCUGUGACUUUGUACUCGGAGUGCAAUGGCUAUGCACCUUAGGACCCAUUCUCUGGGACUUCCUCAACCUCAGAAUGGAGUUCACUUUGUUUGGAACGAAGCACAUCCUACGCGGCGUCCUUAAAGCAGAGACGUCUCACACUGAUGACCCUGCUCUUCAGCAGCUCCUCCACACUUUUGAGGACGUGUUCCAGGAACCAAAAUCCCUCCCACCUUUCAGAGAAGGCUUUGAUCACCAGAUACCUCUCCUCGCUGGCUCUAAUCCUGUCAAUCUGCGCCCAUACCGGUACUCCUCCCUGCAAAAGGAUACUAUCGAUACUAUGGUCAAAGAUAUGUUGAAUCAGGGGAUCAUUCAACACAGUUCAAACCCUUAUGCUUCUCCAAUCGUUUUGGUCAAGAAAAAGGAUGGUACCUGGAGACUUUGUGUGGAUUACAGAGGUCUGAACAAGCAAACUAUCAAGGAAAAAUAUCCAAUUCCUCUGCUCGAAGACCUCCUUGAUGAACUCAGCGGUGCGAGAUACUUCUCCAAACUGGAUCUUCGCGCAGGCUUUCAUCAGCUCCGAAUGUCAGAGACCGACAUCUAUAAAACAGCCUUCAAGACGCAUCAAGGACACUACGAGUACCUCGUGAUGCCUUUCGGUCUCACCAACGCGCCUUGCACAUUCCAGAGUUUGAUGAAUCAUGUCUUUCAAGACCUUGCUAGGAAAUCAGUUCUCGUCUUCUUUGACGACAUUCUCGUCUACAGCAAGACCUGGGAGGAACACUUGCAACACCUCUCUGAAGUCUUCCUCAUCUUACAGCAACAACAACUGUUUCUCAAGCACCUCCGGAGACUGGCCAAUCCCUACGACACAGAAGCACCUCCGGAGCUUCUUGGGAUUGGCAAACUACUACCACCGUUUCAUCAGAGGAUACAGCACUAUAGCUCGGCCCUUGAGUCAGUUGUUGAAGAAAGACGGGUUCGCUUGGUCACCAGACGCUGCUGAGUCCUUCUCGAACCUUAAAGCGGCUCUCUGCACUACACCAAUUUUAGCCCUCCCUGACUUUGAUCAGCCAUUCAUCGUUGAGACUGACGCAUCAAACAGUGGCA